AUGGUACGGAUUGCCGUCCUUUCUAUCUUGGUGGCCGGCGCGACAGGCUUUGUCCAUCCGGGCCUUCUUCAUACCGAGGAUGACUUUACCAGAGUCAAGGAGUAUGUCAAUGAAGGCAAGGAGCCGUGGCUCACGGCUUGGAACCUGCUCACGACAAAUUCACACGCCUCCCCUACGUACGAGCCUCGCGCAGUGGAGACAGUAUACCGCGGCUCCGACGGGGAACACGCAAAGAACUAUCCGCAGUUCGGGUCUUCUGAGUUUGCGGUCGCAGCGACCCGGAUACUAGAUGCCUGGUCGUCAACUAUGAAGGCCAUCGGAGGAAGCAGCGACGGCUUCCUUGCAGCACGUCUCUACGGGUAUCAGUUGGCAAACGCCGGAGAGAUCAUGCGGGAUUACAGCGAAUGA
This is a messenger RNA of Diaporthe citri, 408 nucleotides long. RefSeq lists its product as uncharacterized. The record is from RefSeq and is a predicted model, not a curated record. The transcript is spliced from 2 exons. NCBI's taxonomy places the organism in Eukaryota, Fungi, Ascomycota, Sordariomycetes, Diaporthales, Diaporthaceae. Bases 1 to 408 code for a protein of 135 amino acids.